This is a messenger RNA of Daldinia loculata, 605 nucleotides long. Its product is annotated as ribosomal protein S28e. The record is from RefSeq and is a predicted model, not a curated record. The transcript is spliced from 4 exons. Gene Ontology annotation, biological process: maturation of SSU-rRNA; translation; ribosomal small subunit assembly. Gene Ontology annotation, cellular component: cytosolic small ribosomal subunit; ribosome. Gene Ontology annotation, molecular function: structural constituent of ribosome. NCBI's taxonomy places the organism in Eukaryota, Fungi, Ascomycota, Sordariomycetes, Xylariales, Hypoxylaceae. The coding region runs from base 120 to 326 and encodes 68 amino acids.
GCUUAAGCGAGACUACAACUUCUUGAACUAAUCAAAAUUCCUACCAACUUUUGACAAAUUUCCAUAUCCCGCGACCAGGCAGCAAACCCCUUGCAAAACUUCAAUCACAAAUUGCAAAUAUGGAGUCCUCUAAGCAGCCCGUCAAGCUUGUCAAGGUCACCCGCGUCCUGGGCCGAACCGGUUCUCGUGGUGGCGUUACCCAAGUUCGUGUCGAAUUCAUGGACGACCAGACCCGAAGCAUCAUCCGAAACGUCAAGGGACCAGUUCGUGAGGACGACAUUCUCUGCCUACUCGAGUCUGAGCGUGAAGCCCGACGAUUACGAUAAGAAUGGAAUUUCCUUUGGGAGGAGUUGCGAGUAUGAAGGGACAGGGUUUUACUGCUAGCUUACGAUCAGACUACGGUCGAAGAUCAGUAGCAUCAUACAGGAUUCGCGGUCAAGAUUCCUUUUGUUACAGGAGUCGUCGCCGGACUAUGAUGGGCAUUCUGCAUUGCGAAUAAAGCACGAUUCAUACCCCGACCAAUACACUUCGCGUGAUACGGCUACAUGAUUGUCUUUGAAUUGAUAUUCCUCAUUUCUGCAAUCUAAAUAUCCUAUUUUAAGCUU